Molecule: messenger RNA, 1442 nt
Organism: Octopus sinensis (East Asian common octopus)
Lineage: Eukaryota; Metazoa; Mollusca; Cephalopoda; Octopoda; Octopodidae
Product: pleckstrin homology domain-containing family F member 2
Exons: 10
Coding region: 320-1174 (284 amino acids)
Molecular function (GO): metal ion binding; phosphatidylinositol binding
Source: RefSeq, a predicted model, not a curated record
AAACAUUUCAUUCACAAACAUUUGAUAGUGUAACGCGCGAAGGCGACCAAGUCUUAGUAUGUUAGUUCGGUAAAAGUAGGAAAAUCGAAAACACUGAGAUAUUUAGAGAAGAAACAAAGUCGAUAGUGAAAAGAAAAACACCUUAAACAAUUGUAUCUUCUUUCCGCUUUUCAAAGGAUUAAUUUUUUCGGGAGCUUUUCUUUUAUUACAUUUGAAGAAAAGCUGAAAAGCAGCCUUUGCUUUUGGGAGUUGACCGAAAGCAAACCCAUCGAGCGUGAGUUUACGGUCGGUCGACGGAGGAGGCACGACUUGAUUCAAAAUGGUUGACAGACUGGAUAUCCCAAAUAUAUACAGAAGUGUUAACAGUGACUCCAAUCACAAGCGAAUUGCAUACGUAGAGCAAUGCUUUGGUGCAUCAGGGGAAAAGCUCACACGCCCUGGACGGGUUCUCGUAGGAGAAGGUGUUUUAACAAAAAUGUGUCGUAAAAAACCAAAACCACGGCAGUUUUUCCUCUUUAACGAUAUACUUGUAUAUGGUAACAUAAUAAUCAGCAAGAAGAGGUACAAUAAACAGCACAUAAUUCCAUUGGACGAUGUCAAAUUAGAAGAUAUUGAAGAUGACAAAAACUUAAGAAACGGCUGGAAAAUACUAAGUCCGAUGAAGUCAUUUAUUGUCUAUGCUGCCACUUCGAGUGAAAAAUCAGAGUGGAUGGCCCAUAUCCGCAAAUGUGUUUCAUAUUUAAUCAAGAAAAGAGGAAUUGAGCAAAAACCAGAUCUGAACUGCCCAGUUUGGGUGCCAGAUUCAGAUGCAUCUGAAUGUAUGCUUUGUAAAAAAUCCGUUUUCUCUGUUAUUAACAGACGGCAUCACUGUCGGAAAUGUGGCAUCGUAGUAUGUAACCCAUGCUCCAGCAGUAAGCUUCUUCUCCCACAGCAAUCAUCAAAACCUCAGAGGGUGUGCAACAACUGUUACCAAGCAUGUGAAAAUAACAGUUCAGCUGCUACUUCACCGACUGACAUUUAUUGCCCAACAAAUGAUGAUGGAGAUUCAUCUGCUGAUGACUCAUCAGAUGACGACAACGAUGAUGAAGAUGAGAAAAACACUUUCUUGGACAGUGCUAUCAAUGCAAAUUACCACGAUCAACAGGUACAGUUUUAUGAACAGGAAGCAAUGUAAAUGGCACCGGCACCAGUUGAAUCACAAUAUUCAUUGACUGAUGAUAUGCAACAAUAACAAUAAAGUGUAACAGUUUGCUAUUUUAUAAAUCAGAACCCAACAACUGAAUUUUGUACAGUUUACUUCUGUGACAUCAACUUUAUCAAUCAAUUGGAAAGGGAGUUUCUUUAAGAAAAAAAAAAAAAAAAACUUUUUAAAAAUGGAAUAAAAAUGAAAAACAAACAAAAAAGGUAACAGCAGAGAUGAUCUUUAUAUUGUUAUUCUUAAA